Molecule: messenger RNA, 378 nt
Organism: Schistocerca gregaria
Lineage: Eukaryota; Metazoa; Arthropoda; Insecta; Orthoptera; Acrididae
Product: keratin, type II cytoskeletal 2 epidermal-like
Exons: 1
Coding region: 1-378 (125 amino acids)
Source: RefSeq, a predicted model, not a curated record
AUGGGCGGUGGCGGUGGUGGCAGUGGCGGCGUGACGGCAGCCUCAGCAUCCAUCGUUUUGAGCACCAUGGAGGAACACGGUGGUGGCGGCAAUGGCAGUGGCUGGAGGUGGGGCCAUGGCAGUGGUGAGAGGCGCCCACCCGGCACAGUAGACCGGAUCGGCGGCAGUGGCAGUGAUGGCAGCAGUGGCAGGAACGCUCGCCGCGGAGGCGCCGGCGAUGGAUUUGUGAGCUUAGGCGGUGGAAGCUGCAAAGCCUCCAGUUCUGCUGGAAAAGAACCAGUGGCAGAAAACCGAGGACAGCACAAAUGGAUCUGGUUCUGGUGUCGCUUGACAGUGCUGGAGGGACCAGAAAUUAAAAACAAGGUGCAGCCAAGCUGA